AUGGCUCUAACGUUCACCAAGGAACAGAUGGCUCAACUAAGUGAAGUUCUAGAUGCGAAUCUAGACCAAAAGCUUCAGUCAUUGGAGAACAGAGAAGACAACGGGAUUCUGCGCGCCAGAUUAAAUAUGUUGGAGACUCAGGUCAGGUGGAACUACAUCGAAAUCGUGAACUAUCCUCUGAACCGCCCGCUGGAGCCGUCGGAAAUUCUACAGCGCAUGUGCGAAAGAAUAUCGACUGGCUUCACGAACGAAGCCCUCAUCUCCACGAACUUCGUUGAUAGACCGAAGUCAACAAAUGUAGUGGAGACUCGCAACAUCGUCGCCGAAUCCUCGAACCCCUCACAAGCAGAGCGUUUCACCGAAUGCGCUCAGGUCCUGAGUGAAUCGAAGAAUGGAUUCAUGGCGUUAUGCAAUGAUACGGAUGUCAACAUAUUCACUGAAACCUCGCUCUUCCCAGAGCGUGGGAAUCUCUACAAGAUAGCGGGCUUCAGAGCCUUCUUCACUUCAGAUGCAUCAUAUAGAGCGGGGGAAGAUGCAGUAUUCAUCUCCCUCUUCGCCACCUCGACAGCUUCGAGCUUCGCGACCAUAUGUGGAUACGAUUCUCGAGGCAAUGUCCCCGAUUCGGAGGGAGUGAGCGACCACUGCAUGGUUGAGCUACAGUUCACCAUUGGCGCCCCGACUAAAAGCAAGAGACUAACAGAAGUGAAGAGGGUAGACUUCGAUCCCAUUAAAACCUCCCUGCUUGAGAUAGAUUGGACGAAAGCUCUAGGUGGUAUGUCGACUGACGAGAUGGCAGACAGCGUCUGCGCUGAAUGCCUGUCUACCAUUGAGGAAUGCACUUCGACCAUCACGAUGAGCAGAAGAUUUCUGCCGGUCAAGGAAUUGGUCACGCCUGGUCUGGUUAGAUCCAUCAGAAAGCGAAAGAAACUUUACAAAAGGUUGAGGAUACACCUGACCGUGGCCGCGAGGAUCGAGUAUGAGUCGUACAAGAAGGUCCUGUCCCGAUUGAUAAGGAAAGUCAAGAAUGAGUUCUUCAAAAAAGAAUUGGACGACACAGCUGUUGAUCCGAGGAGAACAUGGAGAGUGAUCACCGCCUUCUUCAGAGGCAAUGAGGGGGGACGGCACUUGAAUACGGAGAUGGUGCGAACGACGGCUAACGACAUCAAUAGUCAUUUCGCUGAGAUUUGCCCAGAGUCGAUCUGCGGCGAACAUCUCGCUGACCCAAUGCUAAUGUUGAUCAGAAAAAUCUUUGACUCGGCUCAAUUCCCGAGAUGUUUCAAGCGAGCUCAUCUGUUCCCCAUACAUAAAUCGGGGCCCCUGUCUGACAUCCUCAAUUAUCGGCCGAUUUCCCUACUUCCAGUACUCAGAGAGGGUGUUGAGAAGGUCAUCGCCAGCCAACUUUCGGAUUAUCUGGCGAUCAACGGCCUGCUCGAUGACGAGCAGUUUGGAUUCAGGAGGAACCGGAGCUGCGAGGAUGCCGCUCGCUUGCUGGCGGAGCAUACGACCUCCGCGAGGGAAAAAGAUGUAAUGAGUAUCGCCAUAGUCUGUGAUCUGAGUCGAGCCUUCGAUACUGUCAAUAUUGAAAGGCUGAUUAACAAACUCGAGACGCUUGGCGUCAGAGGAGGCGCUCCACGGCUGUUCAGAUCCUACCUCGAUGCUCGUGAGCAGUUCUUCAGAUCAGACAACUUUCUCAGUGAAUCCGCACCUCUAACCUGUGGAGUACCCCAAGGAAGCAUUCUCGGUUUUCUUAUCUUCAUAUGCUACAUGAAUGAUCUCUUCAACAAUGGUCUGGUGGCUAGCGAGGUGAAAACCAUAGUCUUUGCGAAUGAUACGGUUCUUCUAUUUGAGGGCUCGGACAUUCAUCAACUAUACCUCGAAGCGUCAUACGGUAUCUCAAAAGUUCUUAACUGGAUGAACACAAAUGGCCUCCUUCUCAACAUCAAGAAGACGAAAUUCAUGCGUCUCGGAGGCGGCGGAAGAGGACUGAGAAGAUGUUCAGCCCACACGAACUUCGUCAUACUGUUCAAUGCCCCACCGCCCGAUCUGAAACAGUGUAUCUCACGCAAUAAGCGGAAGGUCACGAAGAAAAUCAAAGUCGCCUUCCUAGAGGAGGAACCCUGUAACCUAGACGUAAUCUCCGAAUAG
Messenger RNA from Galendromus occidentalis (western predatory mite), 2145 nucleotides. RefSeq lists its product as uncharacterized. The transcript is spliced from 7 exons. Lineage: Eukaryota; Metazoa; Arthropoda; Arachnida; Mesostigmata; Phytoseiidae. The record is from RefSeq and is a predicted model, not a curated record. Bases 1 to 2145 code for a protein of 714 amino acids.